Molecule: messenger RNA, 1953 nt
Organism: Neomonachus schauinslandi (Hawaiian monk seal)
Lineage: Eukaryota; Metazoa; Chordata; Mammalia; Carnivora; Phocidae
Product: polyadenylate-binding protein 4-like
Cellular component (GO): ribonucleoprotein complex
Molecular function (GO): RNA binding
Source: RefSeq, a predicted model, not a curated record
AUGAACGCUGCGGCCAGCAGCUCCCCCAUGGCCUCCCUCUACGUGGGUGACCUGCCCUCGGACGUCACCGAGGCCAUGCUGAAUGAAAAGUUCAGUCCUGCGGGGCCUGUGCUGUCCAUCCGGGUCUGCCGCGAUCUGAUCACCCGCCGCUCCCUGGGUUAUGCCUACGUCAACUUCCAGCAGCCGGCUGACGCUGAGCGGGCCUUGGAUACCAUGAACUUUGGUGUGAUUAAGGGAAAGCCAAUCCGUAUCAUGUGGUCUCAGAGGGAUCCCUCUUUGAGAAAAUCUGGUGUGGGAAACGUCUUCAUCAAGAAUCUGGACAAAUCUAUAGAUAACAAGGCACUUUAUGAUACUUUUUCUGCUUUUGGAAACAUUCUGUCUUGCAAGGUGGUGUGUGAUGAGAACGGCUCUAAGGGUGAUGCCUUUGUCCACUGCGAGACGCAAGAGGCUGCUGACAAGGCCAUCGAGAAGAUGAACGGCAUGCUCCUCAAUGACCGCAAAGUGUUUGUGGGCAGAUUCAAGUCUCGAAAAGAGCGGGAAGCUGAGCUUGGAGCCAAAGCCAAGGAGUUCACCAAUGUUUAUAUCAAAAACUUUGGGGAAGAGGUGGAUGAUGAGAGUCUGAAAGAGCUAUUUAGCCAGUUUGGUAAGACCCUAAGUGUCAAGGUGAUGAGAGAUCCCAGUGGGAAAUCCAAAGGCUUUGGCUUUGUGAGUUACGAAAAACACGAGGAUGCCAAUAAGGCUGUGGAAGAGAUGAAUGGAAAAGAAAUCAGUGGGAAAGUGAUUUUGGUAGGCCGUGCCCAGAAGAAAGUGGAACGGCAGGCUGAGUUAACGCGGAAAUUUGAACACCUAAAACAAGAGAGAAUCAGUCGGUAGGGGGUGAAUCUCUACAUGAAGAACUUGGAUGACACCAUUGAUGAUGAGAAGUUAAGGAAAGAGUUUUCUCCUUUGGGAUCAAUCACCAGUGCGAAGGUAAUGUUGGCGGAUGGGAGAAGCAAAGGCUUUGGCUUUGUCUGCUUCUCAUCUCCUGAAGAGGCGACCAAAGCAGUCACCGAGCUGAACGGACGCAUCGUGGGCUCCAAGCCACUACAUGUCGCCCUGGCCCAGAGGAAGGAAGAGCGAAAGGCUCACCUGACCAACCAGUCCAUGCAGCGGGUGGCUGGAAGGCGAGCACUCCCUGCCAAUGCCAUCUUAAGUCAGUGCCAGCCUGCAGCCGGUGGUUACUUCGUGCCAGCAGUCCCACAGGCCCAGGGAAGACCUCCAUAUUACACACCCAACCAGUUAGCACAGAUGAGGCCUAACCCCCGCUGGCAGGAGGGUGGGAGACCUCAAGGCUUCCAAGGAAUGCCAAGUGCUAUACGCCAGUCUGGGCCUCGUCCCGCUCUUCGCCAUCUGGCUCCAACUGGUGAUGCUCCGGCCUCUCGCGGCCUCCCUACUACCACUCAGAGAGUCGGGUCUGAGUGCCCGGACCGCUUGGCUAUGGACUUUGGUGGGGCUGGUGCCGCCCAGCAAGGGCUGACUGACAGCUGCCAGUCUGGAGGUGUUACCCCAGCCGUGCAGACCUUAGCACCUCGUGCUGCUGUCGCUGCUACUGCCCCUCGGGCUGUCGCACCUUACAAAUACGCCUCCAGGGUCCGCAGCCCUCACCCUGCCAUCCAGCCCCUGCAGGCACCGCAGCCUGUGGUCCAUGUGCAGGGGCAGGAGCCCCUGACCGCCUCCGUGCUGGCCGCAGCGCCCCCCCAGGAGCAGAAGCAGAUGCUGGGAGAACGUUUGUUCCUGCUCCUCCAAACCAUGCAUUCAAACCUGGCUGGGAAAAUCACGGGCAUGCUGUUGGAGAUUGACAACUCUGAGCUGUUGCACAUGCUCGAGUCCCCCGAGUCGCUCCGCUCCAAGGUGGAUGAAGCUGUGGCAGUUCUGCAGGCUCAUCACUUGGGAUGCUUCCGCAUUUUUGCUAUU